ACGAACGCCGAAGAAGCAUCCUUCAGACGCAACGAAUCGCAUAAAAGUUAUGUCUGAAAAUGUUGUGGCUACAAUGGAGGGGGUUUCCCUACCCAAGGGGUGGGAGGGAGACAGAGAUUUGGGACUGAGCUUAGGAAGCGCAUUGAAGAUGAAGGAAGCGGAAUCCUCAACGAAUUGCAGCAGCAAGCAGUAUAAUCAACCGACUUCUGAAGAAAACAAGUUCGGGCUAGACGAAGAGGCUGGAAGCGACUGUACGACGGAGGAGGGUUCACAGCACAUUCCUUCCUCUUUGGCGAAAGAAAUCGGAAGCGGGAUAAGCCAGAUCUGCGCAGAGACAAUCAUCAACAACAACAAUGGUGCUGUCGGAGAGGUGUGGCAGAGAAAGAGGGCGGGAAAACUGUCGACAUCGCGGUACAAGGGCGUGGUUCCGCAGCCAAAGGGAAGGUGGGGCGCGCAGAUCUACGAGAAACACCGGCGGGUCUGGCUCGGCACAUUCAACACAGAACAGGAAGCCGCGCAGUCUUACGACACAGCGGCCCUAAAGUUCCGGGGGCAUAAGGCCAUCACAAACUUCGCCCCGCUAGACGAUACCCACCCAGAGGCCAUCUUUCUCAGCCGCCAUUCCAAAGCAGAGAUCGUCGACAUGCUGAGAAAACACACCUACCGUGAAGAACUCCAGCAGUCCUACACAAACAACAUUGCAGAGGGCAACCCAUCUUCAAAUGGCAACAACGGGCAGUUUGCCCUAGAAAACGAAAGGGCUAGUUUUCCGAGGGAGCACCUGUUCGAUAAAACCGUGACGCCCAGUGAUGUGGGGAAGCUGAACAGGCUUGUGAUUCCAAAGCACCAUGCUCAGAGAUGCUUUCCCAUUGACGCGGCCUUCACCGAGAAGGGAUUGAUGCUUAAUUUCGAAGACUCCAUUGGCAAAACAUGGCGGUUUAGGUAUUCAUACUGGAACAGCAGCCAAAGCUAUGUGCUCACUAAGGGCUGGAGUCGUUACGUCAAGGACAAGUACCUCCGGGCAGGCGAUAUCGUUACCUUCGAACGCAGUACCGGUGGCUGUCGGCAGCUCUUCGUCGGCUUCCGCCGUAGGCCCUGCAAUUUCCUUCCACAAAAACCAACUUCAGCACCCAGUUUUCUCAGUCCUGAAUUCUUACCCGGGUACAGCGGGUGGACCCAUCAUGGGUUCCUACCCUUUGAGCAUAACAGAUCUCUAAUCUCCAACGAAUAUAUCCCGUGGUCAGACUUAGCCCCACUCAAUUUUCCAUCUGGUUGUCACUUCUACAGUCCUAUGGAUUCGUUGUCACUUAACAGGAAAUCAAGUGUUCUAGAGUAUUCAAAUCCGCCGGCUAAAACCUUCACUUCGUCUACUUGUCCCGAUUCUUCAAACGUUACUGUAUUUGGAGUAAAUUUGAGCACGCUUUCUUCAUCCACAUUGAAUCUUUUCCCCUCGACUACAGCUGAUAAGGAUGAGCCAAAUGAUAUCGAUGUGGCCGAACAGUGAAGUUUGAAAGAGGAAUUAGGGUUUCACGGGUGAAAAAGAAACAGUGCCGGAAAAGUCUGUAAGUAUCCUUUUUGAAAUGGGCCUUGUAUUAAUAGAUUGUAUAGUUAGAUAGGGGAUUGUGAAUGAAUGGUUCUCCAUGUACGAUUUGUUUGCUCCAUGGUUGACAGAAAUUUGAGUAACAGUGACUCAAAAUAUUCGCUUUGGAAAAGCUCCCCCUUUUUUAAUUUGAACACCUUACUUUUUUACAUCACUAGGGCGCGUGUAUUGCUUUGUUUUGUUCGGCUAGGUCACUUCAGAUCCGCAGACUACUGAUUUUUUCUGUAUACCGAACUGCUACAUUUAACGUUACGUGUCAAU
Messenger RNA from Cryptomeria japonica (Japanese cedar), 1861 nucleotides. Its product is annotated as AP2/ERF and B3 domain-containing transcription factor RAV1. Gene Ontology annotation, biological process: regulation of DNA-templated transcription. The coding region runs from base 50 to 1504 and encodes 484 amino acids. The record is from RefSeq and is a predicted model, not a curated record. Lineage: Eukaryota; Viridiplantae; Streptophyta; Pinopsida; Cupressales; Cupressaceae. Gene Ontology annotation, molecular function: DNA-binding transcription factor activity; DNA binding. The transcript is spliced from 2 exons.